AUGGCUCCGCCUUCAGAACGAUCGGAACCCCGCCCUGAACCUUUAUCGACGGUACCGUUCCCACGAGACCCAGACUUUGUUGGCCGGAAUGAAAUCCUGGACCAACUUCAUGAGAAAGCAUCGAUAGCGGGAUCUAGAGUCGCCCUCUUUGGACUCGGUGGCGUUGGGAAAACGCAGCUUGCCGCUGAAUACUGCUUCCAGAUUCGACAGCAAUCCGCCAACACGUGGGUCUUCUGGGUACAUGCUAGUAACGCGGCCCGCUGCGAGAAAAGUCUCCGCAAUCUUGCCGAUCGAGCCAAAAUUCCUGGGCGCCUGGACCGCAACGCCAAUAUCUUUCAAGUCGUCGGAAACUGGCUAGAAGACGAAAAAAUCGGAAAGUGGAUUCUCGUUCUGGAUAAUGUUGACGAUGACGAGCUUUUUCGCAACCCUUCUGUGAUUGGUACCACCGGCAAUAUAGACUCGCAGAGCGACUCGCAGAGCGACACGGACCCGCAGAGCGACACGGACCCGCAGAGCGAUCCUCCAAUGCAACCACCACGACUAAGGUAUCUACUUGGCAACUCUAAUGGUACAAUCAUUAUCACUAGUCGUCAUAAAGGAGUUGUAUCGAAAAUCGUCAAACAUCAGAACAUUAUCGAAGUACCACCGAUGAACCCUACGGAAGCAUUAGGUCUUAUUCAAAAGAAGCUAAGCACACCGGAAGAGCAUACGAGAAUGGUGCAGUUAGCUCAGGAGCUUGAGUUUAUGCCACUCGCAAUCAUCCAGGCUACCGCCUACAUUGUACAGCGUUGUUCAGUAUCAGAGUACAUACUAAAAAUUCAGAGGAGUGACCGCCAAGCAGUACAGGUGCUUCGCGAAGAGGCUGGCCUCCUUACUCGGGAUUGGGAGGCCAAAAACUCCAUUCUAUUUACGUGGCAAAUAACUUUUGACUAUAUUCGAAGGAUAAGGCCGUCUGCAACUGAUCUACUCUCUCUCAUGAGCUUUUUUGAUCGGCAGGGGAUCGCACAAAGAAUUCUUCGAGUUCCGCUGAAUCAGCAUAUAUAUAAGGACUCAUGUCUGGAGAAAUUAGAAGGAAGCUCUAACGACCGGGAUUCCAAUGACGGAUCUAGUUCUAGUACCGAUGCCGCUUUUAACAUGGAUGUUAACAUGUUAAGUGACUUUUCAUUGAUAUCGAUCAGAGAGGAUGGACACACUUUCACAAUGCAUCGACUAGUGCAGCUAACUGUACGGACAUGGCUUAAGGUCAAUCACCAACUUGAACAGUGGAAGGGCCGAUUCAUUUACAAUUUAUACGCCGAGCUUCCCACCGGUCAAUAUGAGAAUUGGGAAAGACAUCGGUCACUUUUUCCACACGUCAAAUCUGCGACGUUACACCAACCAGAAUCCCAAGCAUCUCUUCAGCAAUGGGCUACUGUGCUUUAUCGAGGCGCGUGGUAUGCGCAAGAAAGCGGGCAUGUCAUAGAAUCACGGGAAAUGGCGUCUAGGUCAAGAGACUGCAGAUUGCAGCUUUUUGGAGAGGAAGACGGGGAUACCCUUAAUAGCAAUGCAAUGUUAGCAGCAAUAUAUCGGCUAGAAGGGAGGUGGGAGGAAGCCGAGCGGCUCGAGUUACGGGAAGUGAAGAUUCGCAAGACGAAGUUUGGCGCGGAUCAUCUAUCCACGCUCACAAGCAUAGGCAACCUCGCGUCGACGUAUAGGUACCAGGGCCGGUGGGAGAAGGCCGAGAAGCUCGAAGUGCAGGUGAUGGAGACUCGCAAGGCGAAGCUCGGUAUGGACGAUCCCGAUACACUAUCAAGUAUGGGAAACCUGGCAUCGACGUACUGGGAACAAGGCAGGUGCAAGGAGGCCGAGAAGCUCGAAGUGCAGGUGAUGGAGACUCGCAAGGCGAAGCUCGGUAUGGACCAUCCCGAUACACUAUCGAGUAUGGGAAACCUGGCAUCGACGUACUGGGAACAAGGCAGGUGGGAGGAGGCCGAGAAGCUCGAAGUGCAGGUGAUGGAGACUCGCAAGGCGAAGCUCGGUAUGGACCAUCCCCAUACACUAUCAAGCAUGGGAAACCUGGCAUCGACGUACUGGAAAAAGGGCCGGUUGGAGGAGGCCGAGCAGCUCGAAGUGCAGGUGAUGGAGACUCGCAAGGCGAAGCUCGGCUCGGACCAUCCCGAUACGCUAUUAAGUAUGGACAGCCUAGCGGUGACAUAUAGGAAGCAAGGCCGCUUAGUGGAGGCCGAGCAGCUUCAGGUGCAGGUUGUGGACACUCGCAAGGCUCGGCUCGGCACGGAUCAUCCGAAUACACUAUCAAGCAUGGGAAACCUAGCGGUGACGUACAGGAAUCAAGGCCGCCGGGAGGAGGCCGAGCAGCUUCAGGUGCAGGUUAUAAACACGAGCAAGAUAAAGCUCGGCCCAGAUCAUUCUGAUACGCUAUCCGGUAUGGAUAACCUAGCGGUAACAUACAGGAAUCAAGGCCGCUGGGUGGAGGCCGAGCAGCUUCAGGUGCAGGUGAUAGACACUCGCAAGACAAAGCUCGACCCGGAUCAUCCCGAUAUGCUAUCCAGUAUAAAUAACCUAGCGGUGACGUACAGGAACCAAGGCCGCUGGGUGGAGGCCGAGCAGCUUCAGGUUCAGGUGAUGGACACGCGCAAGACAAAGUUCGGCGCCGGUCACCCUGAUACGCUAAAAAGCAUGGUCGGCCUCGCGUCAACCUACAGGAACCAAGGCCGCUUAGAGGAGGCCGAGCAGCUCGAAGUGCAGGUGAUGGACACGCGCAAGACAAAGUUCGGCCCCGGCCACCCUGAUACGCUAAAAAGCAUGGUCGGCCUCGCGUCAACCUACAGGAACCAAGGCCGCUUGGAGGAGGCCGAGCAGCUCGAAGUGCAGGUGAAGGACACACGCAAGAAACGCUCGGUGCGGACCAUCCUGCGACUUUAG
This is a messenger RNA of Penicillium pulvis, 2922 nucleotides long. Its product is annotated as tetratricopeptide repeat protein. Gene Ontology annotation, cellular component: kinesin complex. The record is from RefSeq and is a predicted model, not a curated record. The transcript has 2 exons. Lineage: Eukaryota; Fungi; Ascomycota; Eurotiomycetes; Eurotiales; Aspergillaceae. Gene Ontology annotation, molecular function: protein binding. Bases 1 to 2922 code for a protein of 973 amino acids.